AUGCCUGCAAUGGACCAUGCUGGAAUAUAUGUGCAUCGCCAGAUCACGGACGAGAAGCAGUGGGCACGUGCGAUGCAAGCCAUCCAGAAGGAGUUUUGUGAGGACGACGUAUUCGUGGAGAAGAAAUGGACGCUGCAAGAACAGGCGCCGCCUGACGAUCCAAUGUAUUGGAUCAACAUGACUAGGGCGAUAUCCGAGGACGAUGUCGUGGAAUUGCGAUACGCAGAACUGCUCAAUUUCGGCUCCGGCGUGAACUUCUAUCACUGGGAGCCGCUGGCACAGCUUGUGGAAAUGGGUUUCGAGAACCUCGAGUCCCUGGAAGAAGUUGCCACUCAGG
Symbiodinium sp. CCMP2456 is the source of this 337-nucleotide messenger RNA. Lineage: Eukaryota; Dinophyceae; Suessiales; Symbiodiniaceae. The record is from the annotation of a GenBank genome assembly.